Messenger RNA from Metopolophium dirhodum (rose-grain aphid), 2812 nucleotides. Its product is annotated as calphotin-like. The transcript has 2 exons. The record is from RefSeq and is a predicted model, not a curated record. The coding region runs from base 2169 to 2531 and encodes 120 amino acids. Lineage: Eukaryota; Metazoa; Arthropoda; Insecta; Hemiptera; Aphididae.
UAAUCAAUGAUAUAACUCUUCGAUUCUACUAGCGAAUUUUGCCACACUUUCUCCCGUACGUGCCGUGUUUAAAGCUAUUGAUAGGGCCCUCUCCGAUACUUUUUGUUCGAAUGCCCCCUCUAAUAUUGUUCUUAUUGCUCCCCAUGUUUCUAAAUUUCGAUAUUUUGUUACUUCUAACGCAUUUCCUGUUAACUUAGAAGUAAUUAUUUUUAACAAUAUCGGUGUAUCUGCUUCCGUUGUCUCCUUAAUCGCGAUUUCACAAAUAUUUAUAAAUUCGGCUACGUCCUUUUUGCCCGUGUAAAUAGGUAUCAUAGCAAUUGCUUUAUCUAAAUCCAUUUUACUCAUUUUUUUCUUAACCACUGACUCUAACUGCACGUGAAUUACGCUUGAGUCUGACCUAGUACCUAAACGACCUACGGUUCGUUUUCGUGGCGCGGUACCUAUCUGUUCUGUUAAACUAUGUGUUCUUAUUAACUUUUCCUUAAUAGUUUUUUCAGUUUUAACUAUGUGUUUCCUAGUUUGUUCUAAAAAUUCUUUCUUUACAGCGUCUUUUAAAAUUGCCUCUUUUAACUCUUUCCUAGAUUUAUAUUUUUCAACUUUUAUUGAACUGUCCGCAGAACUAGUGUCAAUAUCUGAACUAUCGGAUUCUGACAUAUAUUUAUCUAAACAUUACAUAUAUAUAAUUUUUAAUAAAUUAUAUCUACUAAAUUUAUUAUUAUCCUAUCCGCGUGAGUAAUUACCAACAGUAUUUACUCUACAUGUAUAUACUAUUAUUGAUUUAUAAACUAAUAAUACGUAUCUACCGUCACCAAAAUUAAUAAUACGUAAAAAUUAUUACUUAUAAAAUAACUAUCAUGCACAAAUAAUAAAAAGAAAUUACGUAAACGCGCGUCGUACGUUGGAUAUGGAUGAGUACCUAUCUAAUAACACGUAAAACGUUCGACCGCCUAUGUUACGCGUGUUAAAUUUCGAUACGGUAUCCCCUCACCCGUUUCCCUCGCACUGUUCCGCGAUGUUUUUAUGCGUACGCGCUCGUACUACGCUCGAAUAUUAUAACAAAAAAAAAUCCCCGGUUAGCUACUCCGUAAAUCCCUCCAAUAAUAUUCGACUUCCUAUCCCUUAUUUUUCUUAUUACUAAUUUUUUCCUAAAUGAUUUAAUUUCCUAAUUUACGCGCUUUACCAUUUAAUCUUCUAUAAACACUAACAAUUUAUUUUUUUUUAAUAAUUAUUCUAUUAACUUAUUCUUAGUAACGUUAUACUAUUUUUUAUCCUAGGGCCCCUAUAAUUAAUUCCUUUUUUUCUAAAACUUUUCAAAAUUUGACGUCAAUUACUUUAACAAGGUCAUCUACUGCCUUUUAUUUCAAAAUCUAUUUUCUUUUAUUUCAAUUCAAAAUUCAACAUUUCACUUUAAUCAAUUAUUCUCAUAUUAUAUAAUUCAAAAAUGCUACGCGCGUGCAUCAAUUUUAUUUCCUAGAUCAGCCUAUCGCCGUCUACUUUAAUUUAUUAGAUCAGUCCCCGCUGUCUAUCACAAAAUACCAUAAAAUACUUAGGUCAGUCCCUGCUGCCUAUCACAAAAAAAAAUCUUAGAUCGGUUCUUGCCGUCUAUUUACCAUAAAAAUCCUAGAUCAGUCUACAGCUGUCUAUCAUAAAAUACGUAUAUAGUUCUUCCCAAGCUUGUUUCCUGUAUUUUUUUUUCUUUAUUUAUUUUUAUUCGAAUAUUUUUCCCUAAUAUUUUACACAACCACUAAGUAUAAAAUAAACGCUGACAUAUAUGAAUCAACGUGAGACGUGCACUUCAAGCUAUACAAUUUUAAUUUAAUCAUCUAUCUUCACUUAAUUAAUAUACUCACAACAACGCUGUCGCCACUGCUGUGUUCAUUUUCCUUGAUUGUCUGCUGGCCCGUCUUGAAUUGUUCGUUGAUUCCGGAGUCACCUUGGUUGAUCAGACCUUAACUGUUACCUCCGUGGAGCUGCUGACGUGGUGUAGUCGCUGCGUCGGUACUGGAUAUCCGAAGUUGAAUGUAGCCGCCUUGACUGCUGGACUCGCCUUUGGAAAUUUAAAUCCGCCGCUUCGACUGCUCGCCUCGUCUUUAACUCCUUGAACCUCCUUUGUUCGACUGCGCCAGUGUAAUAUCACAUCAACCUACCAAACCAAAUAAAAACCAAAAAUGAACGCCAUCAUGAAAAUUACAUUAGCCGCCGUUGCAGUUUUCGCGUCCGCCAUGAUGACCGCUUCUGCCAAACCAACUGAACUCGUGCCCGCCGCCGCCAUCGCUCCAGUGGCCGUUGCUACGCCAUACGCUAGCUCGUUCACGUCACACAGCGUGGCCCACAGCGUAGUCACCCCGGUCGUACCGGCCGCUCCGUACGUGGCCGCCGCUCCAUACGCCGCGGCACCAUACGUCGCUUCGCCUUACGCGGCCGCACCUUACGUCGCCGCGGCUCCUUACGUGGCCUCUCCUUACGCCGCGUCGCCAUACGGGGCCUCUCCUUACGGUUACUACCCGUACGCCGCUCCAGCUUACCUAUAAAGGACGUUCCGAACUAAGAUGACCACCGCACAGCAGUCUCCACGCGACAACGGACGAGAGACGACCGCAACAACAACUGCUAACGCCACUGAUUCUUUUCAUUUUUAUAAUAUUUAGAUCGUAUUUUUUAUACAAAUAUCGUACAGACGAUAUAAUAUUAUAUAAUUUGUAAACAUAAAAAACCGUAAAUGUCACGACGACACGAACAUAAUGUGUAUCGUGCGUGUAUAUACAUGCAAAAAUAUAAUGUAUCAAUAUUAUAAUAUAAUAUACCUAUAAUA